AUGAAGAUCCUGGGCCAUGUGGUUUUCCUGCUGCUGAUAGGAGGGAUUUGUUGCCAGAACAACCGCAAUGCCAAACCUAGUGGCAAGUCAUCUAAGAAGAACCAGGGGAACCAGAACCAGGGGGCCGAGGCAGCCCAGUCGGCCCCAGAAGAUGAGCCCCAUUCUGGGCCAGUGGAGUCGGGCAGGGAGGGUAACUCUGGAGGUCGGGCGGCAGCCCAGCAGUCAGCUUCACAGAACAACAAGGCUUCAGAUGAUAUGAAGCUGCAUGUCCUCAAGAAUACUCAGGUCACAUGCAACGAUGGAACAGCGGCAGGGUUUUACCUAAAGGAGUUCAAAGGGAGUAAGAGAUGGCUGAUAUUUCUGGAAGGCGGUUGGUGCUGCUACAACAAAGACUCCUGCGAUACCAGAUAUAAAAAUAUCCCACGACUCAUGACCUCAUCCGACUGGCCCCAAACACGCAAAGGAAGUGGAAUAUUGUCAGCCCAGGCGGAAGAAAACCCUCAUUGGUAUAACAGUAAUAUUGUAUUCAUCCCGUACUGCUCCAGCGACGUGUGGAGUGGCACAGGGCCCACAGCCACCAAGGAGAAGAGAGGCCCGGGAAAAGAGAAGGAGAAAGAUUAUACCUUCAUGGGUUCCCUGAUCAUCCGUGAGGUCAUCAAAGACCUAGUCCCUAAAGGCAUCAAACAGGCCAAGGUUGUCAUGCUGGCUGGCACAAGUGCUGGAGGGACGGGAGUGCUACUGAACAUUGAGAGGGUGUCCAGUCAGCUGGAGCAGCUGGGGGCAGAGGCCCAGGUUCGAGGCCUGGUGGAUUCGGGCUGGUUUCUGGAGAGUAAACAGCAGAGGGUUCCUGACUGCCCAGACAGUGUCUCCUGCUCACCUGUAGACGCCAUCAAGAGAGGACUCAAGCUGUGGAACGGGGUGGUCCCAGACAAGUGUCGGCAGCAGUACAAGAAAGGAGAGGAGUGGCAGUGCUUCUUCAGCCACAAACUCUACUCCUCCCUGACCUCCCCUCUGUUUGUGGUGCAGUGGCUGUUUGACGAGGAGCAGUUGCGAGUGGAGAAUAUCUACCUGGGGGGUCAGACCCUGUCAGAACAGCAGUGGACCUACAUGCAGAACCUGGGAAAGGAUAUCAAGAACUCACUCAAAGAUGUCACGGCUGUGUUCGCACCCUCCUGCCUGUCCCACACAUUGAUCACUAAAAGUAACUGGAUGACGUUUCAAGUCAAAGGCACCUCCCUGCCCAGGGCUCUGCAGUGCUGGGAUAAGAGUUUCCAAGAAGCCAACCGUAACAGCAAGACCCCCCUGAAGGGCUGUCCCUUCCACCUGAUUGACACCUGCCACUGGCCCCAGUGCAACCCCACCUGCCCAGCCUUGGUGGACCAGGCCACCCAGCAGGAGCUCACCCUGCUCCAGAUGUUAGUGGGCAUGGGUCUGGACCUCCAGAAACUAGGCCUGGACCUCAGGAGGGACAGUAGCUCUAUAACUAGCAUGGUCAGUAACGGUGGCUAA
This is a messenger RNA of Oncorhynchus masou masou (cherry salmon), 1509 nucleotides long. RefSeq names its product carboxylesterase notum2-like. Gene Ontology annotation, molecular function: palmitoleyl hydrolase activity. Lineage: Eukaryota; Metazoa; Chordata; Actinopteri; Salmoniformes; Salmonidae. The transcript is spliced from 11 exons. The record is from RefSeq and is a predicted model, not a curated record. Gene Ontology annotation, biological process: negative regulation of canonical Wnt signaling pathway; protein depalmitoleylation. The coding region runs from base 1 to 1509 and encodes 502 amino acids.